GAUAACAUAGACCGGAGGCGGGUUCGAGUGGAAGUCCAUUUUUCGGAUCAAAGCUGUGUUUACUCCGGCGACCCUGCUCGGAACUUUUCACCUUCUUUCUCGCGCCAAUUAGAGUGACCAGCCGGACUCACUUCACUCUCGCCGGUUGCCGCUGACUUUACUCCCUGUUACCAUCUCAUAACAGUUUCGUCUUCUUUUGGUUGAUAGUUUGCAGAGAAGGUUCGUCAUGGAUUAGCUUGUCAAUAGAAAGUUGGAGCAAGAAAAAAGAUGGCUCAAUUGUGCGAUUCUAAUGGAUUUUCGAGUAAAGCCGACUGUGAAACUAGUGACAUUGAUUGGGUCUGUGAACUCGAUUAUAUUCCAUUGGCGUUUCGGCGUCAGCUUUUAAUGGCAAGGAAGCUGAAUUCAUGCUCGCCUGAUAGUCAAUCAACUCCUCAAAAGAUCGUUACAAAGAAGGGAAACGAGGAACGUGAUUCGCAGAACAUGUGUACCUUGCAGGGCUGUUCCACUGCUCCUGUUUCCUCUGUCAAAAAAGAGAUAGAUCAGCAGUUGGUGCAGUCACAAAGUCAUGAAACUAAUGUUUCUUUGGGAGUUGAUCCAGUAGUAGCAUGCAAUAAAAUUCAGGCGGAUUGUGAUGCAGCUGGUAAAUGUUCACAAAAUGUAACUGCUCGCCAACAACUGGCCAUGCAAGGAGAUUGUGACAGCCAUGGGACCAAAGUAAAUAGCAACUUGUCAGAUCAGAGUUCAUUAGGAGGCAGCGUAAGUAGCUCCUUUGGUGCUACUGUUGAAGCACUGAAGCUCAAGAUUAAUAAUUCCAAUGACUCUGUAGAUGAUCUGGAUCACAUUGUACUAAAAGAGCGACUCAGGAUGCUGCUAUCAAGGAAAAUGUUGAGGAUGGAAAAGCCAGAGCUGGAGGAAAUAUCCUUGGAGUUAAAUUCAUGUGAUAAACUUGAUAAUGCACCUGCAAGCAUAAAUACUGUGUCUGGUUCAACUGUAUUGAAUUUGGUCAAAGUCAAGGCUGAACCAUUAGAUAACAAUGAAUCAGACACCCAAGGCAGGAAUGCUAUGGGUAAUUUCUCUUUUAACAUAGUACAUGCGAAGAGUGAACUGGAGCUCUCUGAUGAACUCAAUAGAGACAGUGUAGAUCACAUGCAACUGCGAAAUCGGAUGAAUUUGCAGAUACCAAGAGCUGAUUAUGAAUUAAAUAGUUCAGGGAAUUAUGAAUGCCUGAUGAAAAUUGGCCCCUCUGUUGAUAAUGAUCCUGCUCCCAUGGAAGCUUCAAACACAGUAAGGAUCAACCGUCCACGGAAAAGGAAAAAGACUGCCACGAAUUCAAUAGAAACGGCUCUGGAGGAAGAUGCUCCUGGGCUUCUACAGGUGUUAGUUGAACAAGGGGUAUCAGUUGAUGAAAUUAAGCUUUAUGGAGAGGCAGAUAAUGAUGAAGCCAUUGAUGAAUCAUUCAUUGAAGAUGGCUUUUCAGAGCUUGAAGAUGUGAUGUCAAAGAUAUUCUUUCAGCGCAACUCUUUUUUAAAGUUUGCUACUUUCCGAUGCACAAAGGGUACAAAGCCCAGUUAUUGCUUGGCUUGUCUAUUCUCACUCGUGGAGCAGACACGAUAUCUACAAUUUCGUAAUUGGCCUGCUGAAUGGGGUUGGUGUCGAGAUGUCCAGUCGUUUAUAUUUGUGUUUGAAAAGCAUAGAAGAAUAGUGCUGGAACGCCCUGAAUAUGGCUACGCCACAUAUUUCUUUGAGCUGGUUGACUCCUUAUCCACUGAUUGGCAGAUCAAGCGGUUGGUUACUGCCAUGAAACUUACAAACUGUGGCAGGAUUACCCUAAUUGAGAACAAAACGUUAUUGGUUGGAGAAGAUUUGACAGAAGGUGAGGCACGGGUGUUAAUGCAGUAUGGCUGGACACCAAAUAGUGGCAUAGGAACUAUGCUUAAUUACCGGGACAGAGUUGUUCAUGACCGGAAGAAUGAGAAGGAAAGCUCGGAAUGGAAAUCAAAAAUAGGGAAGUUGCUGAUGGAUGGCUAUAAUGGGGGAACUCUCGUCUCAUCCAACGUCCAGGAAAAUGUUAUACAAUGUGGGGUUGACGAGGGCCCCCAAAUUAAAAUGGAGCCCUAAUUUAAGUCUUUGUUUUCCCCUUUAUGUGUUGUGGACACAACAUGCAUGACCUCAAAAUUCGUUAUUUAUAAGCAAUCCAUAGGCUUUUGUGCAGUUAAUCUCAACAAAUGAUACAAAUCUGCUGUACUGAUUUUCUUGUGGUUUAUAUACCGACAAUGUGGAUUCUUUUA
This is a messenger RNA of Manihot esculenta (cassava), 2288 nucleotides long. RefSeq lists its product as uncharacterized. Lineage: Eukaryota; Viridiplantae; Streptophyta; Magnoliopsida; Malpighiales; Euphorbiaceae. The coding region runs from base 268 to 2118 and encodes 616 amino acids. The transcript has 13 exons. The record is from RefSeq and is a predicted model, not a curated record.